AUGCUGGGCAAUUGUGUUUUCCCUGCGCGUCUCGCCAUUCCACGCCUCAUCGCGCUUCUUGUUCUUCUGGGGCUGUGCCUCGGCCGCAUUCCUGGGCUGCCGACUGGCGGUGCGGCCUCCCCAGAGAAGGAGCAUGGCGAGGAUCCGUUAGGUUUCGUCGCCAAGGCGGGCGGUGAGCAGGGAGGUUCCGCGCCUGCCGGCCAGCUGCCUUCAGCGGGGACUGGGUCUGUGGAGGGAACUCGGGAGGAACCCCAGAAUGACCGCAAUGAGGAGGAACGGGAGGGAGGACAGGCGGAAGGACCGGCGCCCGCUGCCGGGACAGGCCUGUCACCUUUCUACUCCGCCACGCCUGGGGCAAACACCGUCCACAAAAACAGCGACACAGAAGAUGGACUCGCCCGAUCUCCUUGGGAUGAAAGUGGAACCGCUUCGGAGCGAGAGGCAAACAGCGAAACGGCGGCCAGCACUGUCUCCAUGACUGGCGAAGCCUCCAGUGAAGACAGCCCAGAGCGCGAAGGGACCAGUCCUCGUCGCCUCGAGUCUUCUUCCAAAAAGAGACAGCGACGGGGAUCAAAGGCGAGCUCUUCCCCUUCCGCUCGCGAGGAUGAACCGACUGCGGAGGACUAUGCCAAAAUACCUCGUCGGUCCAAGGCGCGCAAGUCUGACGCGUCUGAGGAGGAGGCGGCCGAGUCCGCGUCUAAACAUUCCCGCCGUCGCGAGAAACGUAGCCGUGACGAGGAACAAGACAGCCGUAGCCCGUCGCAGAAUCCUCGCACCAAGAAAGGCGUUCGUCGAUCCAAGGCGCCCAAGCCUGACGCGUCUGAGGAGGAGGCAGCGGACUCCGAGUCUAACGAUUCCGGACGUCGCGAGAAACGUAGCCGUGACGAGGAACAAGACAGCCGUAGCCCGUCGCAGAAGCCUCGCACCAAGAAAGGCGUUCGUCGGUCCAAGGCGCCCAAGCCUGACGCGUCUGAGGAGGAGGCAGUGGACUCCGAGUCUAAAGAUUCCGGACGUCGCGAGAAACGUAGCCGUGACGAGGAACAAGACAGCCGUAGCCCGUCGCAGAAGCCUCGCAACAAGAAAGGCCUUCGUCGGUCCAAGGCGCCCAAAUCUGACGCGUCUGAGGAGGAGGCAGCGGACUCCGAGUCUAACGAUUCCGGACGUCGCGAGAAACGUAGCCGUGACGAGGAACAAGACAGCCGUAGCCCGUCGCAGAAACCUCGCACCAAGAAAGGUUCUCGUCAGGCCAAGACGGCCAGGCGUGACGCGUCUGAGGAGGAGGCAGCGGACUCCGAGUCUAAAGAUUCCGGACGUCGCGAGAAACGUAGCCGUGACGAGGAGCAAGACAGCCGUAGCCCGUCGCAGAAGCCUCGCACCAAGAAAGGCGUUCGUCGGUCCAAGGCGCCCAAAUCUGACGCGUCCGCAGACGAUGAUGCUUCGCCUGUGGCUGAGAAAGGCGAGAUGCGCGAAGACCAGGAUGGUGAUGAGGACGGCGAGAGCCGCAGUGCCUCGAAGACGUCUCGUAGCAAGAACGUUUCUCGUCGGUCCAAGGCGCCCAAGCCUGACGCGUCCGCAGACGAUGAUGCUUCGCCUGUGGCUGAGAAAGGCGAGAUGCGCGAAGACCAGGAUGGUGAUGAGGACGGCGAGAGCCGCAGUGCCUCGAAGACGUCUCGUAGCAAGAACGUUUCUCGUCGGUCCAAGGCGGCCAAGCCUGACGCGUCUGCGGAGGAGGCAGCGGACUCCGAGUCUAACGAUUCCGGACGUCGCGAGAAACGUAGCCGUGACGAGGAACAAGACAGCCGUAGCCCGUCGCAGAAGCCUCGCACCAAGAAAGGCCUUCGUCGGUCCAAGGCGCCCAAGCCUGACGCGUCUGAGGAGGAGGCAGCGGACUCCGAGUCUAACGAUUCCGGACGUCGCGAGAAACGUAGCCGUGACGAGGAACAAGACAGCCGUAGCCCGUCGCAGAAGCCUCGCACCAAGAAAGGCGUUCGUCGAUCCAAGGCGCCCAAGCCUGACGCGUCUGAGGAGGAGGCAGCGGACUCCGAGUCUAAAGAUUCCCGCCGUCGCGAGAAACGUAGCCGUGACGAGGAGCAAGACAGCCGUAGCCCGUCGCAGAAGCCUCGCACCAAGAAAGGUUCUCGUCAGGCCAAGGCGCCCAAGCCUGACGCGCCUGAGAAGGAGGCGGCCGAGUCCGAGUCUAAAGAUUCCGGACGUCGCGAGAAAGGUAGCCAUGACCAGGAACAAACCAGCCGUGGCACGUCGCAGAAACCUCGCACCAAGAAAGGUGUUCGUCUGCCCAAGGCGCCCAAAUCUGACGCGUCCGCAGACGAUGAUGCUUCGCCUGUGGCUGAGAAAGGCGAGAUGCGCGAAGACCAGGAUGGUGAUGAGGACGGCGAGGGCCGCAGUGCCUCGAAGACGUCUCGUAGCAAGAACGUUUCUCGUCGGUCCAAGGCGGCCAAGCCUGACGCGUCUGCGGAGGAGGCAGCGGACUCCGAGUCUAACGAUUCCGGACGUCGCGAGAAACGUAGCCGUGACGGGGAACAAGACAGCCGUAGCCCGUCGCAGAAGUCUCGCACCAAGAAAGUUUCUCGUCGGUCCAAGGCGCCCAAAUCUGACGCUCCUGAGAAGGAGGCAGCGGACUCCGAGUCUAAAGAUUCCCGCCGUCGCGAGAAACGUAGCCGUGACGAGGAGCAAGACAGCCGUAGCCCGUCGCAGAAGCCUCGCACCAAGAAAGGCCUUCGUCGGUCCAAGGCGCCCAAAUCUGACGCUCCUGAGAAGGAGGCAGCGGACUCCGAGUCUAAAGAUUCCCGCCGUCGCGAGAAACGUAGCCGUGACGAGGAACAAGACAGCCGUAGCCCGUCGCAGAAGCCUCGCAUUAAGAAAGGCGUUCGUCGGUCCAAGGCGCCCAAGCCUGACGCGUCUGAGGAGGAGGCAGCGGACUCCGAGUCUAACGAUUCCGGACGUCGCGAGAAACGUAGCCGUGACGAGGAGCAAGACAGCCGUAGCCCGUCGCAGAAGCCUCGCACGAAGAAAGGCCUUCGUCGGUCCAAGGCGCCCAAAUCUGACGCGUCUGAGGAGGAAGCGGCCGAGUCCGAGUCUAAAGAUUCCCGGCGUCGCGAGAAACGUAGCCGUGACGACGAACAAGAUAGUGCUACAUCGGAUGAUAAGCGUCGGAGAAAACGAUCUUCUGUCAGCUCAAAGCGUCCUGAGUCUGAUGGUCCCCAAGACGGGGCUUUCGCGUCUGUUCUUGGAGGAGUCGAUAGUCGUGGCGAGCCCGCUGGUCCCAAGGAAUCAGACACCGCUCUGAGUUCAGUUGCAACCCCUGCCGAAGAAGCAUCAUAUGCCUCUAAGAAUCACACGCCUGUCGCGCCUGUAAACGAGACUUUCCGGUCCGUGCGUCAAUCGGCCGAAAUUCGUGAGGGCCUGGAGACGGCCAAGAAAUCAGACAGCGGUCUGAGUCCAGUUGCGACUCCUGCCGAAGAAGCAUCAUAUGCCUCUAAGGAUCACACGCCUGUCGCGCCUGUAAACGAGACUUUCCGGUCCGUGCGUCAAUCGGCCGAAAUUCGUGAGGGCCUGGAGACGGCCAAGAAAUCAGACAGCGGUCUGAGUCCAGUUGCGACUCCUGCCGAAGAAGCAUCAUAUGCCUCUAAGGAUCACACGCCUGUCGCGCCUGUAAACGAGACUUUCCGGUCCGUGCGUCAAUCGGCUGAAAUUCGUGAGGGCCUGGAGACGGCCAAGAAAUCAGACACCGCUCUGAGUUCAGUUGCAACCCCUGCCGAAGGAGAAUCACAUGCCUCUAAGGAUCACAUGCCUGUCGCGCCUGUAAACGAGACUUUCCGGUCCGUGCGUCAAUCGGCCGAAAUUCGUGAGGGCCUGGAGACGGCCAAGAAAUCAAACAGCGGUCUGCGUCCAGUUGCGACUCCUGCCGAAGAAGCAUCAUAUGCCUCAGAGGAUCACAUGCCUGUCGCGCGUGUAGGCGAGACUUUCCCUUCCGUGCGUCAAUCGGCCGAAAUUCGUGAAGAGCGACUUGUUUCCCUGCCUGUCGCGGAGCGUCGCGAGGAACGUCCUGAACCUGUCGAUGUCAAAUCUCGCCCGUUGGAUGAGCAUCGUGGCAACGAGUCUCCUUUUCCCUCGAAACGUGGCGGGUCUCGUGCUGGGGUCUCGCCCCUGGACGCUCGAGAUGCCAUUCGUGGUGCAGUGCUUCGGCUGAUCCAGAGCCCAGACACGCGCUUGGAAGAUCUGGAGUUCCUAGUCAGUAGAGCAGGACCACUGGUCGAAGACGACGCGGAGCUUGUGGAUGCUGUCCUCGCGAAAGUCAUCGACGAGACGUCUGCUGCCUCGUUCCGCUUGAACAGUGCCCGCCAAGCACAGGAGGCGAUGGAGGAACGCGAGAGGCAGAAGCUGGAGGCGCUCAGCGCGCGGGCAGGCGAGAACGACGCACAGAGCGAGGAGACUCCAGAGACCGCGACAGAGACGGUGGAGACGCAGCAAGUCACACAAGAGCAGCGCUCUGGGGAGGCGGAUGCCGACGAUGAGAGCCAUGCAUCGACAAAGACAACACACGACAAGACCAGCGUAACAUUGAAUGCGGGGGCGCAGUCAGAAGAGGAAGGAAAGGAGGUAGCUACCGGGGAACCGGAGAAAGAGACAUCCGAGAGCGAGGAAGAACUCGAAGAUAACGACGAACAGAGCACGCCCCAUGGAGACCCGCAACACAAAGUCCUCGUUCACUUCCAGGGAGGCCACGUCGCGUCCUACGCUGGCAAAAUGAUAGGUCGACGUCCAACCGACGAAGAUUCGGUCCUAGUGAACUUGCAGUUGACCAAGGUCCCGCGUGCGUGCAUGGUGGCGCUUUUUGAUGGUCAUGGCGGCUCUGAAGCUUCGGCGUUUGCUGCGGAGAAUGCUUCGCGUUUUUUCGGCGUGUUUGUCUUCAUCGAGCGUCUACUGCACCCAAAAACGGUCCUGGCAGUGGGGCGAGAAAUUCGUCCUCUGGAGGGCCCAGAUGGAGACGUACACGAGGAGGUCCACGACCUCGGUUUCCAGCCUCUGGAGACACUCAUUUGCGAGGACGAAGCGCAGGCCGCGUUGCGGCUCGAUAUGCCGAUCAAAACCUGUCCCGCGCCGCCGAAAAGCAAAAUCCUCACCAUCGGGGAAGACAACAAGCUGUUCCAGCUGACGGUCGCGAACGUCGGUGACUCGCGCGCAGUUCUCAUCCACGCAGAUGGAAGCUUCACGCGGCUGUCGAGGGAUCACCGACCCCACGCUGCGGAGGAGAAGCAGAGAAUUGAGAACGCGGGAGGGUCCGUCGAGUACAGCGACACAUUCCGCGUCAACGGCAUCUUGUCGGUUUCAAGAGCUCUCGGCGAUAGGGACAUGAAAGCGAAUCCGUAUCUUCUUCCGGGCGGCCAGAUCAUCACAGCAAUCCCUGAGAUUCGAACCUUCUACGCGAAAGCAUCUGAUCUGCUGCUUAUCGCCUGUGACGGUCUCUUUGAAGCGGAUAACAUGACUCUCGGUUUCAUUGCCCGGUACAUCCACGAGCGAAGACGCACGAUCAAGGACACCGCUGACUACGAACACCUGUUGUCGUCGCUGCUCGAUGAAGCCUACCUCAGAGGAUCGGAGGAUAACAUCAGCGCAAUUCUUACUCGUCUGAAUGAACCAUUCCUCGCUCACGCCACGCAGGGGUUCUCAGUCGUCAGUGGCGCAGGUCAGCUCCUCCAGAGCGCGCACGGCACCUAUCCCCUUGAGACGAAAUAUGACGCGGCGCCAGGAUCCUCUGAAAACUAG
This is a messenger RNA of Neospora caninum, 5787 nucleotides long. Its product is annotated as putative protein phosphatase 2C. The transcript has 7 exons. Bases 1 to 5787 code for a protein of 1928 amino acids. The record is from RefSeq and is a predicted model, not a curated record. NCBI's taxonomy places the organism in Eukaryota, Apicomplexa, Conoidasida, Eucoccidiorida, Sarcocystidae. Gene Ontology annotation, molecular function: protein serine/threonine phosphatase activity; cation binding. Gene Ontology annotation, biological process: protein dephosphorylation.